Molecule: messenger RNA, 5581 nt
Organism: Sebastes umbrosus (honeycomb rockfish)
Lineage: Eukaryota; Metazoa; Chordata; Actinopteri; Perciformes; Sebastidae
Product: inositol polyphosphate-4-phosphatase type I A-like
Exons: 28
Coding region: 577-3591 (1004 amino acids)
Cellular component (GO): cytoplasm
Molecular function (GO): phosphatidylinositol-3,4-bisphosphate 4-phosphatase activity
Source: RefSeq, a predicted model, not a curated record
UGGUCACGCAGGGGGCGUAACCAACGGCUGUCUGUCGCAGCCAACAGAAGGAGACACACACACAGUCAGAAACAGUGCGGCAGUUUCCUCACAAGAGUUGAGUUUUUAUCCAACAAAACGGGUAUUUUAACACAACACGCAACCGCACCGAAGACACAAUGCCAUUUCUGCUGCAGACCAGGCAGAGAAAGAGUUAAUUGGCUUGACAGUGAGCAGUUGGAGAGAGAGAGUAAAGGGUGAGGAAGAGAGAGAGCAGGAAGAAGAGGAGAGGGCGAGGGCUGGCUGCAGUCUCUCUGCCUCGUGACGGCGUCUGCAGCGUCAGUUUGUUUACAUCCAUCGGCAGCAGACGUCCUCGGGUAGAUUGUGAACUCCUGCUACCCUGAUCAUCCUCACUGGAUCUGGAUCAGCUCACUUCCUCUUUUCCUUCAUCCCAUCAAUAGACUAGAGGACGACCUGCUUUGUGAAGCAGCCGUGGAUCUACGCAGAAAGAGGGGCACCUCACAUGGGAGUGUGUGACGGUGUGUGUGAGGGUGUGUGUUCAGGCCUCCUGCCGUCGCCCGCUCUUCCCGGACAGGCAUGGCGGGGGUCCGAGAGCGCGGCUCCCGCAUCCAGAGGCCGUGGUCAGUGUACCGGGCCAGCACAUUCGAGCUGUCCAGCGAGAUGAUCGGCUUGGCUCUCGCAGGAAACAGUCAGGACCCAGAUGAGCCUGUGCUUGAGUUCAGUGUGGCCUGCACAGACCUGCUGACUCCUGCUUUGGAUCGAAAACCCAACAGCUUUGUAGCAGUGAGCUGCACGACACCACCACAGGCCUUCUGGACCAAACACGCCCAGACCGAAGUCAUAGAGGGCACCAGUAACCCCAUCUUCCUCAGCAGCAUCGCCUUCUUCCAGGACUCCAACAUCAACCACCAGACGCAGGUGAAGCUGGCCGUCUACGAUGUCAAAGACCGCUCGCAGGGCACGAUGUAUAUGUUGGGCUCAGCACUUUUUCCUGUGAAGGAGUUGUUGCAGGAGACGAGCCACAGGUUACAGCUCGAACUGAGAUCAGCAGAGAACGAGCGGGUGGGGAACAUCAACAUAGCGGCCUGGCAGCUGGAGGAGAGAGCCGAUCAGAGGAUGUCGGUCGGCCGACUGCCGGACAGCAUCAAUGGACGGACGGUGCUGACCGUCGACGAGAGCCUCACUGAGUCGAUGGGAGUCCGGAUCAAGUACGCCUCGCUAUGCAAAGACACCCUGCUGCGCUCAGUGUUUGGAGGCACGAUGUCCAGGAUGUACCGCUUCCCCACGACGGAUGGGAACCACCUACGGGUGCUGGAGCAAAUGGCUGAGAGCGUCCUCUCGUUAAACAUCCCCAGACAGUUCGUCAAACUGCUACUGGAGGAGGACGCAGCAAGGGUGUGUGAGCUAGAGGAGCUGGGAGAGUUAUCUCCCUGCUGGGAGAAUCUGAGGCGACAGAUUGUCUCUCAGUACCAGACCAUAAUACUCGCUUACCAGGAAACGCUGUCUGACCUUAACAACUACAGAGGUCCAUCGUUUAAAGCCAGUAACCUGAAGGCAGAGAGGAAGCUUGAGUUCAUGCCAACCAACCUACACGUUCAGAGGAUGAGGGUGCAGGACGAGCUGGGCUUCGAACACACGUACGAUGUGGUAACAAUCGGAGCUCCGGCGGCUCACUGCCAGGGCUUUAAAAACAGCGGUUUGAGGAAACUCAUCCAGAAGUUUGAGGAGGCAAAGAAAAACGUAUAUGAGGAGGAAUGCAGCGCCCUCUCCAGCUCGCAGUCCAUCGUCUACAUACCGCAGGACGUCGUCCGAGCCAAAGAGAUCAUUGCCCACAUCAACACGCUGAAGACUCAGGUCAGCUACUAUGCUGAGAGGCUUUCCCGGGCCGCCAAGGAUCGAUCUGCCAGCGGACUAGAGAGGACGCUCGCUAUUCUGGCUGAUAAGACUCGUCAGCUUGUGACGGUAUGCGACUGUAAGCUGCUGGCUUCAGCCAUUCAGGCCCUGAACGCAGCACGGCCUGAGUACAUCGCCUCCAAAGCAUCACCUUCCGCCGACUCAGAACAAGUAGUGCUGCGUAACGACCAGGACACGCUGCUCGCCAAGUGGAGCGGUCGCAACAGCCGAUCCUCACUGCACGUAGACUGGCAUGAAGAGGAGUGGGAGAAGGUUUGGGUGAAUGUGGAUAAAUCUCUGGAGUGCAUCAUCCAGCGUGUUGACAAGCUGCUUCAGAAGGAGAGGAGGCCCAGCGUCAGCAGUCAGGACAGUACCCAGACUGACCUGCAGGCCGGCGCCAGUAAGAAAGAUGAAGGAAAAAGACAAGCUUUCUGGAUCAACCCAGGAAGUGUAUCACAGGAAUUUCCAUCAUUACCAUCAUCAUCAUCAUCAUCAUCACCACCACCACCAUCCUCUUCCUCUCUGCCUGCCCUCUCCUCUGCACAAGAAUCCUAUGGAAGCCCCAGUGCUGAAGAGGCGUACCCAGGCGAGUGGAGCGAGGCGCUGUACCCUCUCCUCACCACACUCACAGAGUGCGUCGCCAUGAUGAGCGACAAGGCCAAGAAGUCCAUGGUGUUCCUGCUGAUGCAGGACAGCGCCCCGACGAUAGCCAUGGACCUGUCGCUGCAGUACCGCCGCGACGUCGUUUUCUGCCAGACGCUCACCGCUCUCAUCUGCGGCUUCAUCAUCAAGCUGAGGAACUGUCUCCGUGACAACGGAUUCCUCCGACAGCUCUACACCAUUGGCCUGCUGGCUCAGUUUGAGUCCCUGCUCAGCACCUACGGAGAGGAGCUCGCCAUGUUGGAGGACAUGAGCGUUGGCAUCAUGGAUCUUCGCAAUGUCACCUUCAAGGUAACCCAGGCCACCGGCAGCUCGGCCCCCGACAUGCUGCCGAUCAUCACGGGGAACCGAGACGGCUUCAACGUCCGCAUCCCGCUGCCGGGAACCAUGUUUGACGCGUUACCGCGGGAGAUCCAGAGCGGCAUGCUGCUGAGGGUCCAGCCGGUUCACUUCAACGUCGGCAUCAACGAACAGCAGACGCUGGCUGAGAAGUUUGGAGACACGUCCCUGCAGGAGAUUAUUAACUUGGAGAGUCUCUCCAGGCUAAAUUCAUACUACGAACAGUUCAAAGAAGUCCUGCCUGAGGACUGCCUCCCGAGGUCUCGUUCCCAGACGUGUCUCCCUGAGCUGCUGAGGUUUCUGGGGCAGAACGUCCACGCCAGGAAAAACAAGAAUGUGGACAUCCUCUGGCAGGCAGCCGAGAUCUGCCGCCGGCUGAACGGGGUUCGUUUCACCAGCUGCAAAAGCGCCAAAGAUCGCACAGCCAUGUCGGUGACCCUGGAGCAGUGCCUGAUCCUGCAGCACGAGCACGGCAUGGCGCCACAGGUCUUCACGCAGGCCCUCGACUGUAUGCGCAGAAUUGGGACGAGGGAGGGGGUGAUCCAGAAGAACCUGGCCGGCUUGCUGCCGGUCCGUGACUUCCGGCUGGACCCCAGCCUCCUCUACUCGCUGCCCCUCCUGGCCCUCAGCCCCAACCUCCUGGUGGUGUGGAUCUUCCUCAGCGUGGCCUACUUCCUCGCCAAACUCCGCUGCAGCUGAGCUGCUCUCUGCUGCGAGUGACUGAAUACGUAGUCCAGCGUUCAUGAGGAGGAGUGGGAAUACUCCACGCUGACUCCUGAGGGUGUUUCUCAAACUGAGCCACUGUCCUGUGAGCGUGUACAUGUACACACUGUCCCACUCCGACUAAGGCAGCAAAACCCCACCUCUUAUAUUUGUUUUGUUUAUGGACACUUCCUGUUUUUUCCUUUUUCGAGCUUUAAAAAGCUGCAGAUGGUUGGCAAGCCUGGAAAAAUAUCAACACAGAUAAUUAUGAUUUACUUUUUGAGGCACUUGAUGUCCACACUAAGCCUGCUGAAUCUGAAAACACAGAUUUUGUACGUGUGAUCCAAACCGGUAUCACGCCAAUGCGUGUAAUAGACCCGCCAGUCCACCAGAGGACAGCGUGUCAUUGUCACUUUUUGCUUCGCCGUGGUGUGAAUAUUACACGCGUGUAUGAAGGUGCAGUAGCCUACCAGCAGGGGGGCAACAAAACCACUUAGUUAAGUUUAGGAAAAAUAUCAUGGUUGGGCUUAAAAUAGUACGUUAAUUGAGUAACAUACAUAAUCUCCUUAUGGAAUCAUACAGACUACAUGGCGUGAAAAUGACACACCAAAAGCAAGAACGGCGUUCUUAUUAAACGCUUUUGCCUUGCGCAUUAUUGUGUCAUUCACACGCCUUUUCGUGCGACUUGGGUGUGUGAUCCACGCUAGUGUUUUCAGGAUAAUAUCCGCCUAAAUGAUACAGGAAAUUAAGAUGGCGGACAGUUUGGUUGCUGGAUAAACGCCCAUUAUUUCUCUCUCCUGCCCUCUGUGAUCCCCAUCGUCACACUGGGUGUGUUUUAAUACACAAUUUAGUUGUUCUUAUUUACAUAUUUUUCUAUUCCUGUUGUCAGAUAAUUGAACAAGCAUAAAACCGUUUGGUAAUUCCUGUCAAAUCGCAAAGUAAUCUGACAAAAUAUAUCUUAAUGACAGCACCUGUAGGGUGCCAUUGGCUGUAUUGACGUUUAAAAUGAGUGACCAGGCAGAGGGGUAAAAGGGGACUCCAGCCUUGAUUGAGCUGCACCCAGACUAGAGCGUCAUUUUCCAAAAGCUCCAUAAGAUUUUACCCACUUUCGAGACCAUUUUAGGUCUAUUUUGGGUGAGAAAAACAGCUUAAUAUUUCCCAGACUUAACUAAAAUAAAAGGUUGGCGUCUUCAGAUUCAUCCACUCUGGAGACGGUUCUUAAAAAGCUGGACAAAACACAUUCAGCCGGCUUAGUGUGAAUACAGUCAGUCAUAGCUAUUAAACAGCUGUAUUGCAUCUGUUGAACACAAUCAAAAUCAUACAAGUACAAGUGGUUUAUUAUAUUUAGGAUUUAGAAGAUGUGGUGCAUUCACAUCUAAAUCUCACUGGUACAUUUGUAGUGGAUAGCGCCCUCUAAUGGACAGAUUUAUGAUCUGUCAGUGCUCUGCCUUAUUCUUCAUUCACACUCAAAAAUAGACAGAAAACACAAAGUGACGGUUUGUAUAUUUGUGUAACAUAAACAGAAAUUACAGCUGAGUAGUGAAUAUGUAUAAAAAUACGCAGAUUAUAUAUAAAUCUCGCUUUCAGGAAAGAGUUCUUGUUGAUAGCAGCUAUCAUAAUCAUCAUAGCUUGUUUGAUUUAUCAUCGUCUUCCAUGCACUUUCCAAGCUAAAGCGGAGGAAACAAAAGCUUUUAUUUGGUGCCAAAAUUAAGUAAGCUUACUUUGGCUUAUACAUAUUUAUUUUUUCAGGCAGUAUUUGCUUGUUUUCUUUCUUUAGGUCUUCCUGCUUUUCUAGACCGUAGCUUCUACUUCAGCCUGUGCACUUUCCAGCAGAACUGGGUCAGUUAUGACUCGGUUUACAUGCAGCUUCCAAACUCAAGCCUUUUAUUUGGUUAAAAAGUGAAUCAAUCUAUUCAAUUAAAUGGUUGUUUACCUAUAUAUCAGAAUAGCGGAUCAACUGAGGACUAAAAUGUGUGAAAACUCCAAG